CCCUCCUCCUCCAUUGGUCUCCUCACCAUCACUAUCACCAUCACCCCUCCUCUCCCUCCCCCUAGAAAUCCGCCUCCAGAUCUACCACUACGUCCUCCUCUUCCACCCAAUCCACCACCCUCACUUGGCUCCUCUAACCGCCCACGAAAAAUCAUUCAACACGACUCUCCUCCUGCAGCCCACUGGGAUUUCUUUCCCAUCUCCAAAUUCAUAUCCAGCCAAGUCCCAGCUUCAGGAGUCAGAAAGCAAUACAGUCCCGCCGGCAAAAAUCCCAACAGGGUUGUUGGCGGCAAAUAGACAGAUUUAUGCGGAGACUAGAUUACUGCCGUUCCAGAUGUCGAGGUUUAGGUUCGUGAAUUGGUUUUGGAGUGGGGUUUAUGCUGCGAGGCAGUUUAGUAGAGCGUUGAGGCCGUGGCAGGGGGACGCGGUGAGGUGGGUUGGUGUUGAGGUUCUCGGGCGGGAUUUGUGGGUUGGGGGUAUGGAGAGGAUUGGUGGGGGAAUUG
This is a messenger RNA of Mollisia scopiformis, 503 nucleotides long. RefSeq lists its product as uncharacterized. The annotation marks the transcript as partial. NCBI's taxonomy places the organism in Eukaryota, Fungi, Ascomycota, Leotiomycetes, Helotiales, Mollisiaceae. The record is from RefSeq and is a predicted model, not a curated record. The transcript has 2 exons.